AUGUCUUGGCAACCAGAGCGAAAGAUCCUCCUAUCAAAAUCACCCCACGUUUCUUUACAACUCUACCUGCUGCGAUGCAAAAAAAUCCUCAAGGCUCGAAGCAGUUUCCAUGCGAACGCAAGUUACUAUAAACAUAAUAUUCUAGUACCAUUCCCUAACUCUGUUUCUAAAUCGCACUUUCUUUUUAUUGCAGAAUGCCGCCGGCACAAGCGUAGAUGUAGUUAUGAUCAACCAUGCACAAGGUGCGACAAGUUUAAUCUGGAAUGCAUCUACCAUGAAACAAUGACACCGAAUGACCAGGAAUACAUCAAGGAGCUUGCCAUGCUACAGGAAGUAGAGGUCCUUCAAGAUAGUCUGACGGAAAUGGAAAACGAACUACAGCAACUACGAUCCAUUAAACAAAAAGCCCAUUCACCGAUUUCUGUAACUACUACCCCUGUUGCUGCUACUGGAUAUAAUAAUGGUAUCAGUAUCGACUACCAACCUACCCAGCUGGCCAGUCCUCCUGCUUCGCCAUUGGAAACUACCUCACCUCGGAAAAGGUCAAAAAAGGUCACACAAACGAAAUUAGGUUUUAAAGUCGCAGUCGAAAAAAACGAACCCUGUGAAAGUACACCUUGGACACUUACAGUCACAAAGGGCCAAUUCGAAAUUAGUACAUUUAUCAAAACCCACAAAGACUUGCAAAAUCAGAUACAGAAUAUUGCAUCUACGAUCCAGUACCAAUCAAUUGUUCCUAGUACAUGGAAUAGUCACACUACUCCCAGUCCAGUCGUACCUCUUCUUCGGAAGAUGGUCAAUAAGAGAUACAACAAGUCAUUUAUGGUAAACAUGUCGCCAAGUAUACUCUUAUUGACUCAGGCAGGGGUACUGCCCCAGGAAUCAAAUCAGCAUAUAAAUAUCACCCUGACAACGGUGGAGAAUACCACUCAUCAGUUGCUUUAUAUUUACACUCAAUGUCAGCACCUACAGCACCUUGCUAUACAUAUACCUACCUUUAUCUCAAUGAUUGCCACAGUCACCGAGACUGAAAACUGUUUACUAGUCAAUGCAUUAUGUGCUAUGAUAUGCUCUCUUCGCUGCAAACAUAUCCUGAUGGUUAUUCCAAUGGAAGAUUUGUGUGGCUACGGAGAAUAUUACUUUGAAAAGGCCCGAGAUCUCUUGUCUGACAAAUUUGAUGAAGUCACCCUUGAAACCUUGGCAGCUUAUUGCCUCAUCUCAUUAUAUAAGUACAAGACAUCUCAUUUGGAAGAUUCAAACCACUAUUGCUCCAUGGCAACUCGUAUGGCUAACUUGCUAGAACCUGAGUACAAAGAUUCGCAAAAUGAAGAUGAGACUUUCAAGGGUCAGAAAACAAUGUAUUUUCGGCUCCGUCGAUUUCUUGAGUAUAUUACUUCCUUGAUCGAAGCAUCAUAUUUUACAUUCAAAAAGGCAAAACAUUCCUCUAUGAAUUUCCAUGAACGUUAUCGUUCUGGGGUAUAUACCCCAUACAUCCAUCGGACUGUGGUUGAGAGUAAGUUGGAGCCAGCCGAAGGAGACACACCUGAGGAAGUACGUGCGAUCAGGAUGCACAAUACUGUCGAAGAUCUUCAGAAAGAGAUUAUUUUUUCACUCAAAAUUACCCAAUCUUAUGAUUUACCAACAUUUAUUGAAUUAUUUGGGCACCGUGUUGAAGCAAGCAUUCGAAAGUGGUACAGCAAAACACUUCCGGCAGAAGACAGACUGAGUAUGCCUUUAUUUGACAGCUACAUUAGAGACGAAGUUUAUUUUGCCACUCUCGAACGCGAGUGUCAACAUUCUCCUAUUCCAUGUCUCACGACUCUUAUCGCCUAUCGAGAAUAUUUGGUUCUUUCUCAAUCGUAUAUGCCAAAGGUGGUUUACGAUGUCAAAAGAUAUGUUGAACACCUCAAGCAUUGGCGAACAACUGGAGGAAGUAACUACACUGAAGAUUGCGCCAACAACAAAAUGAACCGGUGGAUCCAAAAGGUGGCACACAUGCGGGACAUGAUUGGAUUUGAUGGCACUCCUGAAGAAUAUCGAAAUUUAAUUUAUGAUGCCAUGUGCCCAUCUGCGCUAUCUCUCGAUUUUCCUAUCUAUCAUAUCUCUAUCCACACCGCCAUAAAUACUGUCAGAUUAUUACAGUUUCUUCGAACGGCAUCCUUCUCAUGCUUCUUUGACAUUCAGUUGGCUAUGAACGCUUACAAUAUUCUUUUCAGGGCUUCUAGGCUCCAUUAUCAGCGUCCAGGCGAUUACCACUCUACAAUUGAAUCUAUUCAUGCCAACCUUAUUAUUUGUUUCGCUAUGAUUCAAGACGAGUUUUACAAAUGGCCACAUCAGAGCAAAAACACCGAGAAAAUGGAAAAAAUGGAGAGGGAGUUCAAAGAAGAGAUUUCGUCAGUAAAACCCGAAAAAAUGUAUCCAUCACCAUAA
Molecule: messenger RNA, 2430 nt
Organism: Phycomyces blakesleeanus NRRL 1555(-)
Lineage: Eukaryota; Fungi; Mucoromycota; Mucoromycetes; Mucorales; Phycomycetaceae
Product: Zn(2)-C6 fungal-specific transcription factor
Exons: 3
Coding region: 1-2430 (809 amino acids)
Biological process (GO): regulation of DNA-templated transcription
Cellular component (GO): nucleus
Molecular function (GO): zinc ion binding; DNA-binding transcription factor activity, RNA polymerase II-specific
Source: RefSeq, a predicted model, not a curated record